Drosophila melanogaster (fruit fly) is the source of this 1751-nucleotide messenger RNA. RefSeq lists its product as uncharacterized. The transcript is spliced from 3 exons. The coding region runs from base 187 to 1266 and encodes 359 amino acids. Gene Ontology annotation, molecular function: hexosyltransferase activity. NCBI's taxonomy places the organism in Eukaryota, Metazoa, Arthropoda, Insecta, Diptera, Drosophilidae. Gene Ontology annotation, cellular component: membrane; Golgi membrane. Gene Ontology annotation, biological process: glycoprotein biosynthetic process. The record is from RefSeq and is marked reviewed.
UAAUUUGAUAGGGCAGCACUGGCAAAGGCGUGAAAACAAUUGUUAUUAACGCAUCUCAAUUUAUUUUUUUCUUAAUAUAUAAUCGUUUUAGGCAUUGUGUUUAUUAAAGUUUAGCAAGAUAGACCAAGCCACAUAUACUUACAGACGGCAUAGUGCGAGGGGAAUCCCACGUAGAAUGUAAGAAAAAUGCGCAUGCGCGGACGAAGAUUGCUUCCGAUUAUUUUGUCGCUUCUUUUGAUCGUCCUACUGAGUCUCUGUUACUUUUCGAAUCACUUGAGGGAUUCAAGCCAGUCCCGCAAAAACGGUUUCUUGCUGCACUUACCACUCGAAACGAAGAGGAAUCCAUCUAACCCUAAUACUCCGUUAAGUAAUCUUCUGAAUCUCACGGACUUCCACUACUUGCUGGCCAGUAAUGUGUGUCGAAAGGCAAAAAGAGAACUCUUAGCCGUUUUAAUAGUUACUUCGUAUGCCGGACACGAUGCCUUGCGAUCAGCUCACCGACAGGCAAUUCCCCAAAGCAAACUGGAAGAAAUGGGCCUGCGAAGAGUUUUUCUCUUGGCAGCCCUGCCUUCAAGAGAGCAUUUUAUAAGCCAGGAUCAACUGGCCAGCGAACAGAAUCGUUUCGGGGACCUUCUCCAGGGGAAUUUCAUCGAGGACUAUCGCAAUCUGAGCUACAAACACGUAAUGGGAUUAAAGUAUUUAGAGACCCUCGAGGUGCGCGAACCUGGACUGGCCACAUCAAGUACUUUGUUAUCUGGCUACGUACUGGAUGCCAAGCCCCCCAUUCGCCUUCGAGCCAAUAAGUGGUACGUUAGCAAAAAGGAGUAUCCUCAGGCUUUAUAUCCCGCCUAUUUGUCGGGCUGGCUUUACGUGACCAACGUGCCAACAGCCGAGAGGAUUGUGGCGGAGGCGGAGAGGAUGUCAUUUUUUUGGAUCGAUGACACCUGGUUGACUGGAGUAGUAAGGACUCGUUUGGGUAUUCCCCUUGAGCGUCACAACGACUGGUUUUCUGCCAAUGCAGAGUUCAUCGACUGCUGUGUGCGAGAUCUCAAGAAGCACAACUAUGAGUGCGAGUACUCCGUGGGACCCAAUGGCGGUGACGACCGACUACUGGUGGAAUUUCUGCAUAACGUUGAGAAGUGCUACUUUGAUGAAUGCGUCAAACGGCCGGUUGGUAAGUCGCUCAAAGAGACCUGUUUAGCGGCGGCCAAAUCUCGACCCCCUAAACAUGGUUUUCCUGAAAUAAAAGCGUUGCGACUCAGGUGACAUCGGUUCAAGGACAAAUGGCUUUUCAUCCUUUAGCAACUAUCAUGUAAGGACUUUUUAAAAGGGGGUGAUGAAGGAAGAGACAAAUAUUGGAAAAGGGAUAUGAUACUCAUCCUUGCAUAUAUAUAUAUAUGCAUUACAAUAAAUGUUUGCCAGAAAUCGACUUUACAUGAAUUACUAUACACCAGUUUUUUAAUUAUAUAUAAUUUCGGUUGCCAUAGUAACAGUCGGAAAAUUAAAUGAAAAAUAAUAGGACAUGAAAACAUACUUUCAUUGUUUUUUUUUUAAUCAUCAAUUUUAAAAAUAAAACUGUUCUAAUGUGUUUUUUGUUUUACACUGCAUUUUUACGAAAUAAAUAAUAAUAAUAAGAUUAAAAACAGAACAAGACAAAAAGAUUUAUGUUUUGAUUUUUUUAAGGAGAAUAUUAGUCGAAAAGAAAUGAAUUCCACAAAAUAUAAUCGACAAAACGCGGAAUGUCUUCUAUC